UGCACGUUUUYCAAAAUGGACGCCGAUCUUUAUGAUGAAUUCGGCAAUUACAUUGGUCCUGAGUUGGACAGUGAUGAUGAAAGUGAUUCAGAGGAAGAAGAACGUGAACAAGAGGAUGACGCUUUGGGGGAAGGAUAUGAAGAUGAACAGAUGGACCAGGAUGAUGAACCAAGAAUGCAAAUUGUUCUUCAUGAGGACAAAAAAUAUUAUCCAACUGCAGAAGAAGUGUUUGGGCCAGAAGUAGAGACUGUUGUUCAAGAAGAGGACACUCAACCCUUAACAGAGCCUAUCAUAAAACCUGUCGCAAAAAAGAAGUUUUCAUUGAUUGAGCAAGAAUUGCCACUGACUUCGUAUGAUAUUGAGUACCUUGCUGAUCUAAUGGAUAAUCCUGAUCUUGUGCGAAAUGUUGCACUAGCUGGUCAUUUACACAGUGGAAAGACAACAUUUUUAGAUUGUUUAUUUGAGCAAACACAUCCUGAACUGGUUCCACAGGAAGGAAAAGAUCUUCGUUAUGCAGAUUUCUUGUUUACAGAGCAAGAAAGGGGACUGAGCAUAAAAAGCACUCCAGUCUCUCUUGUCCUACCAGACACUAAAGGAAAGUCAUUCCUGGUAAAUGUGUCUGAUACUCCAGGUCAUGUGAACUUUUCAGAUGAAGUAACAGCAUCAUACAGACUUUGUGAUGGAGUUAUGAUUUUCAUUGAUGCUUCAGAAGGGGUUAUGCUUAAUACUGAAAGACUUCUAAAACAUGCCGUCCAAGAACAGUUAUCAGUGACAAUUUGUAUAAACAAGAUUGAUCGACUUAUGCUGGAACUAAAGCUUCCUCCAACAGAUGCUUAUUAUAAACUGAAGCAUAUUGUAGAUGAAGUCAAUAGUUUAUUAAGCAUUUUUGCAGAAGAUGAUAAUAAUCUUAUAGUUUCUCCACUUCUUGGUAAUGUGUGCUUUGCAAGUUCUUCAUAUGGAUUUUGCUUCACACUCUUCUCGUUUGCAAAUCUUUAUGUGGAUAGUUUUGGUGGAGGAAUUAAUCCCAAAGACUUUGCCAAUAGACUCUGGGGUGAUAUGUACUUUAACUCAAAGACGAGGAAAUUUACACGAAAAGCACCAUUAAGUACUUCACAGAGAAGCUUCGUUGAGUUCAUUUUAGAGCCUCUGUACAAAAUAUUCGGACAGGUCGUUGGGGAUGUGGAUACUACUCUUCCUGAUGUAUUGGAUGAGCUAGGUAUUCGAGUGACUAAGAAAGAGAUGCAGUCAAAUAUUAGACCACUGUUAAAACUUGUCUGCCAAAGGUUUUUUGGAGAUUUUACAGGUUUUGUGGAUGUGUGUGUCAGUCAUAUUCCUUCUCCAAGAGGAAAUGCUAAAACAAAGGUUGGGUACAAUUAUACAGGUCCUCUUGACUCAGACAUUGUUGAUUCUAUGUAUGAGUGCAAUGCAGAUGGUACAUUGAUGGUUCAUACCACUAAACAAUAUCCAUCUAAUGAUGCCACAGCAUUCCAUGUGUUUGGACGUGUAAUGAGUGGAACAUUGUAUGCUGGCCAGCAAGUGCGAGUUCUUGGUGAAAACUACACAAUGGAAGAUGAAGAGGAUUCUAGAGUUGGUUUGAUUGGUACUAAUCACAAUCGCACUAAAGAAAAUCCGCAGUCAUUCAGCCAAUCAGACAUGAGCAUUUAUGUAGCAUUUGUCAAGCCUCCAGCAGAGCCUUGGAUUGGACUGAAGGGAAACAACGCAACAAAAACAUAUCAAUGGAGUGAUGGGACACCUGCCRACUUCCUAAACAUGGUACCUUACAAACCAGGAACAGGCUGUGUUGCCAUGGCUGAUAAUGGCCAGUGGUUUGACACCGAUUGUCAAUUAUUACCCAGACCAUUUGUUUGUGAAAAGUAUGYACCUUGA
Molecule: messenger RNA, 1887 nt
Organism: Exaiptasia diaphana
Lineage: Eukaryota; Metazoa; Cnidaria; Anthozoa; Actiniaria; Aiptasiidae
Product: 116 kDa U5 small nuclear ribonucleoprotein component
Exons: 23
Coding region: 16-1887 (623 amino acids)
Biological process (GO): mRNA splicing, via spliceosome
Cellular component (GO): U4/U6 x U5 tri-snRNP complex; cytosol; U2-type catalytic step 2 spliceosome
Molecular function (GO): U5 snRNA binding; GTPase activity; GTP binding
Source: RefSeq, a predicted model, not a curated record